AUGGAAGUCAUGAUUUCCAAUGCUGCAAAGUCCAUUCCAGAACAUGGGUCCAACCACGACCAAGAUAAAGAAGUGAAGGCAAUAUUUGAUGCAUCAAAAGCUGGUGUUAAGGGACUAGUGGACCCUGGUGUGACCAAGAUUCCUCCACCAUCCACAGAAUGUGCUGAGGUCAACAUCCGAGACUCACAGUAUCAACCUUCAGAGAAGAGAAUGCAUGGGAAGGGAAUCUUCGCUGUCACUUUUAUCGGGCUUGUCCUGAACCAGACUUGGCGCUUUACAGUUCACACCCCAAAUCAUACAGACGGAUCUCAUGGGCCUGUUGUUGUUAGGAGGGUUGUAUGUUUGGCUCGUUCUUUUGAUGAGGUGGUCACCACCUCUACAUCAAUGGGUGUCUUUCCUCCAAUCACGAAGGGUUUUUCCUUUACCCGACCCGGUCAGCGAGUUCUUUCCCUCAUGUGUUCAAGGAAAGAGGUGGCGGUUGACUCGUCUGUUCCCGGAGAGUCAACUUUGGUUAUAGGCCCUUCAAUUUCCAUGGGCCCGGGGUCUGUCCCCCACUUAGUGGGGAAUAUUUUUAGAGGCUGCUCCACCUCGUGGAAUGGAGAUGGAGAGGAAGCCGUCCGUGAGCUAGCUUUUUUGCUUAUUGGAGACGUGUCAUCCAUUGGGUGGCAAUGUAAGGAGAGGGAUGCAAGUAUCUAUGGCUGUAAGUAUUCUUCUCUUCUCAUUUUCUUAGACUUUAUUGUUUUUGCCAUGUUUUUUACAUGA
Dovyalis caffra is the source of this 762-nucleotide messenger RNA. The record is from the annotation of a GenBank genome assembly. Lineage: Eukaryota; Viridiplantae; Streptophyta; Magnoliopsida; Malpighiales; Salicaceae.